AUGGCGCAGCCAUGGAGUGGGUCUCCUGGGGUGCACGAUGAAGCGUUGAGUGCGGUCUUUGCCGAGACCGAGGUCUUCUUAACAGAGCUCGCAAAGCUUUGGCGGCGUCCGGAGCUUUCUCCUGAGGAUGCAACCAAUCGUGCCAAUGGUGUGCGGACGAAGCUAGGUCCCAUCUUGGAGAGUGAGCGCAACUGGCUCCAGAAAAACCGCGACAAGCUGGACAAGGCCUUGGAGGAGGCGUCCAAACUCGCUGCAGAUGUCGGCGAGGCACCUCCGGUGAAGCAGGAGAAUACCCCACUUUCUGAGCAGCGUGCUGGCGUGAAAGCGACCAUCGAGCGCUUGGAAAAAGCAAAGAAGCGGCAGGGGACAGAGAUUCAAGAGCUUCGCGCCAAAGUGGCCAAAGAGUGCAAGCGAUUGAACCUGGAGGAAUCAGACUAUGCAGUGGAUCCUUCUCUGACCGGGGGGCCAGCAGUCAAGGCCUUGAAGAUGCAGCUUCAGCGGCUGGACGAAGUGAUGCGCGAGCGUGUUGAUGCCGUGCUUGCUGCCCGAGGGCGCAUCCGAGACCUCUCCAGCUCUCUCGGGGAGGCUCUCGAGUUCCGCCUGGCCUUCGACGGCGAGCUGCCGGGCAGCGAAGGGGGUGUUGUUGUUCUGCCAAAGACGGCAGAGAACGAAAAGUUCGUGAACGACAUGGCCGAAUUCAAGGAGUCCUCUACAAAGGACGUGGCCAUGUUUACGCGGUGCUCGAGCCACUUGAAAGAGCUCGAACAAGCGUACUUAGACGAGCUCGGCCGCCGCAAGCCCCAAAAGAAGGUGAGGUCCAUCAGUUCUGACUCUGCCUCACGCUCCAAGUCGCGCCCAAAGAAGAAGAAGAAAAAGGAGAAGGAGGCGAAGGAAGAUCGAAAGAAGGCUAAGAAAGCAAAGGAGAGCCGUGCACAGAGCCCCAGGCCUGAGCACCGACCCGAACAUGAGCCUGGCAAUGGCGAGGCAGCGCCGGUUUCACCAGGACAGGCAUGGAAGCCUGAAUCGAAGGAAGCAAAAACCGAUCACCCUUGGAACGAGGCUCCAGCUCCAGGGCCUUGGACUCCAAGCGGAAUGCCGCCCCCUGGACCUCCUCCAGCAUAUCCCCAAGCCCAAGCUCCCUGGCAGCCACCCCAAGGAGCAGCUCCGGGUCCUCCUCCAGCAUAUGCCUACAGCCACCCACCGCCUCGCCCCGGGCCCCACGCUCACACUCCUCACGCACCGCCCCAUGCCCCACCCCAUCAUCCGCCACCACCCGGCUAUCCGUCUUAUCCACCGCCGCCUGGGUACUUCCCACCCAGGCAUGAGGCAUGGCCUCCACCGCACCUGGCUUACCCAAAGCCAGCUCCUGCGCCGCCUCCUCACUACGGUGCUCCACCGGGCAUGCCACCGCAGCCCAUGGCGCCCAGCAAUGAUUCUGAUUACCGCCACUGGGCGAAGUCCGCGGCACCCGUGCCAGAGGCUCCGGCACCGUACCCUCCUCCCAACUUCACUGCGCCCGCACCAGCUCCAGCGCAUGCCGCCCCACCUGCAUAUGGUUAUGCACCCCCUGCAGCCGGAGGUCCUCCAACAAACUGGUGUGGCAGCCCAGCUUCAGAGAGUCUUGGAUCCGGCAGAAAGCGGCUUUUGCAUGCAACAUGA
Symbiodinium sp. CCMP2456 is the source of this 1659-nucleotide messenger RNA. NCBI's taxonomy places the organism in Eukaryota, Dinophyceae, Suessiales, Symbiodiniaceae. The record is from the annotation of a GenBank genome assembly.